Gongylonema pulchrum is the source of this 393-nucleotide messenger RNA. The record is from the annotation of a GenBank genome assembly. Lineage: Eukaryota; Metazoa; Nematoda; Chromadorea; Rhabditida; Gongylonematidae.
AUGGAUAAUAUCGAGACGUUGUACGCCUGGUCAAUAUGUGAUCGUAUACUGACAGAACGUCGUGAUUUGCCGGCGAGUUAUUUUGCUGCGCAAACAAUUCGACAAAAAUUGGUGCACAGUAUGAAGGAGUUGCCAGCAUCGACCCACAUCGCACUCAGAGAUUCGCUUAUCAAUCAUCUGAGGUUGGAUUUUUUUAUAUUUACUUUAAUACCACCGAAAACCGUUGUUGUUAUCGUCGUUAUUGUGAUAUUCCUUUGUAAAUCGCUAUCGGGUAACUACAUUUUCUUCGUUCUGUUCAAUUCCAAUAACUGUCAAAAUAAACAGGCAUUAUUAAUUGGAACCUUAACAGUCUUACCAUUAUUCAAAAGACAGCCUUUAUUUUUGAGUGAUUAG